Zalophus californianus (California sea lion) is the source of this 6004-nucleotide messenger RNA. RefSeq names its product CAP-Gly domain containing linker protein 1 (gene CLIP1). The record is from RefSeq and is a predicted model, not a curated record. Gene Ontology annotation, cellular component: microtubule plus-end; cytoplasm; nucleus. Gene Ontology annotation, molecular function: microtubule plus-end binding. The coding region runs from base 249 to 4571 and encodes 1440 amino acids. Gene Ontology annotation, biological process: positive regulation of microtubule polymerization; cytoplasmic microtubule organization. NCBI's taxonomy places the organism in Eukaryota, Metazoa, Chordata, Mammalia, Carnivora, Otariidae. The transcript is spliced from 27 exons.
CCCGCGGCGGCGGCGCGUCACGCUCUCCCCCGCCCCGAGCCGACGAGCCGGGAGGCGGGAGGCGGCGGCCGCGCGGCUGCUGCUGCUGCUGCUGCUGCAGUGGGGCAGGUGGCGCGACCGGCGGCGACCGAGGCGACGAUUUAACCCAGAGACUGACUUCACCAUAGAAACACCCACAGUUGUAUCAAUGGUUGGGGCAAGAUAGUGGCAACAGGCAAAGGAAAAAUAGCCCCGACAUACUGAGGACAAUGAGUAUGCUAAAACCAAGUGGGCUUAAGGCCCCUACCAAGAUCCUAAAGCCUGGAAGCACAGCCUUGAAGACACCUGCUGCUGUUGUAGCUCCAGUAGAAAAAACAACAUCCAGUGAGAAAGCAUCAAACACGCCAUCCUCUGAGGCACAAGAGGAAUUUGUGGAUGACUUUCGAGUCGGGGAGAGAGUUUGGGUGAAUGGGAAUAAGCCUGGAUUCAUCCAGUUUCUGGGAGAAACCCAGUUUGCACCAGGCCAGUGGGCCGGGAUUGUUUUAGAUGAACCCAUAGGCAAGAAUGAUGGUUCGGUGGCAGGAGUUCGGUAUUUCCAGUGUGAGCCUCUAAAGGGCAUAUUCACGCGCCCUUCGAAGCUGACAAGGAAGGUGCAGGUGGAAGAUGAAGCUAACGGCCUGCAGACAACGCCUGCUUCGAGAGCGACUUCGCCUCUGUCCACCUCCACAGCCAGCAUGAUGACCCCCUCCCUAGCAGCCCCUUCAAAUAUCCCCCAUAAAUCAUCCCAGCCAACAGCAAAGGAACCUUCAGCUACGUCUCAGAUCAGCAACCUUACAAAAACUGCCAGUGAAUCUAUCUCCAACCUCUCAGAGGCCGGUUCCAUCAAGAAAGGAGAAAGAGAGCUCAAAAUUGGAGACAGAGUAUUGGUUGGUGGCACCAAGGCCGGUGUAGUCCGAUUUCUUGGGGAGACAGACUUUGCCAAGGGCGAAUGGUGUGGUGUGGAAUUGGAUGAGCCUCUUGGGAAGAACGAUGGGGCAGUUGCUGGAACCAGGUAUUUUCAGUGCCAACCCAAAUAUGGCUUGUUUGCGCCUGUCCACAAAGUGACCAAGAUUGGCUUCCCUUCCACUACGCCAGCCAAAGCCAAGGCCGCUGCCGUGAGACGAGUGAUGGCGACCACGCCCGCCAGCCUGAAGCGCAGCCCUUCUGCCUCGUCUCUCAGCUCCAUGAGCUCAGUGGCCUCCUCCGUGAGCAGCAAGCCCAGCCGGACAGGAUUAUUGACUGAAACCUCCUCCCGUUACGCCAGGAAGAUCUCCGGCACCACUGCCCUCCAGGAGGCCCUGAAGGAGAAGCAGCAGCACAUUGAGCAGCUGCUGGCUGAACGGGAUCUAGAGAGGGCGGAGGUGGCCAAGGCCACGAGCCACGUGGGGGAGAUAGAGCAGGAGCUAGCUCUGGCCCGGGACGGACGCGACCAGCAUGUCCUGGAAUUGGAGGCCAAGAUGGACCAGCUGCGAACAAUGGUGGAGGCUGCUGACAGGGAGAAGGUGGAGCUUCUCAACCAACUUGAAGAGGAGAAAAGGAAGGUGGAGGACCUUCAGUUCCGGGUUGAGGAAGAAUCCAUCACAAAAGGCGAUCUUGAGCAAAAGAGCCAGAUUUCUGAAGAUCCUGAGAAUACGCAGACCAAACUGGAGCAUGCCCGCAUUAAGGAGCUUGAACAGAGCCUGCUCUUUGAAAAGACCAAAGCUGACAAACUCCAGAGGGAGUUAGAAGACACUAGGGUGGCUACAGUGUCGGAAAAGUCCCGUAUAAUGGAACUAGAAAAAGACCUAGCAUUGAGAGCACAGGAGGUAGCUGAACUGCGGAGGAGGCUAGAGUCCCAUAAACCUGCUGGGGAUGUUGACAUGUCACUCUCCUUUUUGCAAGAGAUAAGCUCUUUGCAAGAAAAAUUAGAAGCCGCCCAUACUGACCACCAGAGAGAAAUCGCUUCUCUGAAGGAGCAGUUUGGAGCCCGCGAAGAAACACAUCAGAAGGAGAUAAAGGCUCUUCAGGCUGCCACAGAGAAGCUUUCCAAAGAGAACGAGUCAUUGAAAAGCAAGCUUGAUCAUGCCAACAAGGAGAACUCCGAUGUGAUAGCCCUGUGGAAGUCCAAGCUGGAGACGGCCAUCGCAUCCCACCAGCAGGCAAUGGAGGAGCUGAAAGUGUCCUUCAGCAAGGGGGUCGGGACGGAGACGGCAGAGUUUGCCGAGUUAAAAACACAGAUAGAGAAGAUGAGACUAGAUUACCAGCACGAAAUAGAAACUCUGCAGAACAAACAAGACUCUGAAAGGUCUGCUCAUGCUAAAGAGAUAGAAGCCCUCAGAGGUAAGCUGAUGGCGGUCAUUACAGAAAAGGAGAGCAGCCUGGAAGCUGUCAAGGCGAAACUGGACAAAGUGGAAGACCAGCAUCUAGUAGAAAUGGAGGACACCUUAAACAAACUGCAGGAAGCUGAAAUAAAGGUAAAGGAGCUAGAGAUACUACAAGCCAAAUGCAGUGAGCAAACCAAGGUUAUUGAUAAUUUUACAUCGCAGCUCAAGGCUACUGAAGAAAAGCUCUUGGAUCUCGAUGCACUUCAGAAAGCCAGUUCCGAAGGUAAAUCGGAAAUCGAGAAACUUAGACAGCAGCUUGAGGCAGCUGAGAAACAGAUUAAAAAUUUAGAGAUUGAAAAGAAUACUGAAAGUGGCAAGGCUAGUAGCAUUACCAGGGAGCUGCAGGGGAAAGAGCUAACACUCAAUAGCCUUCAGGAAAACUUGAGUGAAGUCAGUCAAGUGAAAGAGGCUUUGGAAAAAGAACUUCAGAUUUUGAAAGAAAAGUUUGCUAAUGCUUCGGAGGAGGCGGUCUCUAUUCAGAGAAGCAUGCAAGAAACUGUAAAUAAAUUACACCAGAAGGAGGAACAGUUUAACGCACUGUCUGCUGAAUUGGAGAAGUUGAGAGAAAAUUUAACAGAUAUGGAGGCAAAAUUUAGAGAGAGAGAUGAAAGAGAAGAGCAGUUGAUAAAGGCGAAAGAAAAGUUGGAGAACGACAUUGCAGAAAUAAUGAAGAUGUCUGGAGAUAACUCUUCUCAGCUGACAAAAAUGAAUGACGAGUUACGUCUGAAAGAAAGAAAUGUAGAAGAAUUACAGCUAAAACUUACAAAGGCUAAUGAAAACGCAAGCUUUCUGCAGAAGAGUAUUGGGGAGGUCACUCUCCAGGCAGAACAGAGCCAGCAGGAAGCAGCUAAAAAGCAUGAGGAGGAAAAGAAAGAGCUGCUGAGGAAGUUGUUGGACCUGGAAAAAAAGAUGGAAAUGAGCCACAACCAGUGCCAGGAUCUGAAGGCCAGGUUCGAGGAAGCCAGUUGUGAGACAAAGGCGAAGCAUGAAGCUGUCCUGCAGAGCUUGCAGAAGAUGCUGUCGGACACGGAGCAGAGGCUGAAGGCCGCGCAGGAGGAGAACAGCGACUUGAUGCAGGAGAUGGCGGAACUGAAAAAGCAAGCCGACAAAGCCAAAGCUGCUCAAACGGCAGAAGACGCCAUGCAGAUAAUGGAACAGAUGACCAAAGAGAAGAGUGAAACUCUGGCCUCCUUGGAGGAUACCAAGCAAACAAAUGAAAAACUACAGAAUGAAUUGGAUACACUUAAAGAAAACAACUUGAAAAAUGUGGAAGAGCUGAACAAAUCAAAAGAACUUCUGACGGUAGAGAACCAAAAAAUGGAAGAGUUCAGGAAAGAAAUAGAAACCCUCAAGCAGGCAGCAGCUCAGAAGUCCCAGCAGCUUUCGGCAUUGCAAGAAGAAAACGUGAAACUUGCUGAGGAGCUGGGGAGAAGCAGGGACGAAGUCACGGGUCAUCACAAGCUAGAAGAGGAGAGAUCUGUGCUCAAUAAUCAGUUGUUAGAAAUGAAAAAGAGAGAAUCCAAGUUAAUAAAAGACGCAGAUGAAGAAAAAGCUUCCUUGCAGAAAUCCAUCAGUAUUACUAGUGCCUUACUCACCGAAAAGGAUGCAGAGCUGGAAAAGCUGAGAAAUGAGGUCACAGUGCUCAGGGGAGAGAGCGCCUCCGCCAAGUCUUUGCAUUCCGUCGUUCAGUCUCUGGAGUCGGAUAAGGCGAAGCUUGAACUCCAGGUAAAGAACCUGGAGCUUCAACUCAAAGAAAACAGGAGGCAGCUCGGCAGCUCCUCAGGUAAUACUGAUACUCAGGCAGAAGAGGAUGAAAGAGCCCAAGAGAGUCAGCAAAUGAUUGAUUUCCUGAAUUCAGUAAUAGUGGACCUUCAGAGGAAGAAUCAAGACCUCAAGAUGAAGGUGGAGAUGAUGUCAGAAGCAGCCCUUAAUGGGACUGGGGAUGACCUAAACAGUUACGACAGUGACGACCAGGAGAAACAGUCCAAGAAGAAACCUCGCCUCUUCUGUGACAUAUGUGACUGCUUUGACCUCCACGACACCGAGGACUGCCCCACCCAGGCGCAGGCGUCAGAGGACCCCCCCCACUCCACACACCAUGGCAGUCGGAGCGAGGAGCGUCCGUACUGUGAAAUCUGUGAGGUGUUCGGGCACUGGGCCACCCACUGCAAUGAUGAUGAGACGUUCUGAUGGGACCCCCAGCCCUGCGCCGGGCUUCUCAGACGCACUAACAUGUAGGCGAUGGAACACCAGCAUCGUGUGUGCAGACUUCCGGAGAACUCACGUUAUUUUUGACCCCCAUCAACAAAUCUAAGAAAAUAUUUUGAGCUUCAUUAAAUCACCCUUUUAGUGUCCCCUUAGAAUUUAAAAUAAUAAAUACUUAGUAGGUGAGUUUUCACCUCUGAUUUUGUCUUGAUUUUUUAAAAGUUCUAACAAGACAUUGCACCAGAUGCCAUUACAUUUACUGUCCUGAGGGAACCCUCCUAGAACAAUCCCUACCCUCACAAUACCUUAUUUAAGUAACUUUAAAUUAUGCUAUUACUUUUCAUAUUUGCACUAAAAUUUUUCCAGGCUGUGUUUGUAUAUUUAGAUAUUUGGGUUAAGCUUUGACACUGGAAUGAGUUGGAAAAAUGUGCCAUUUUGCAUUUUCAUCUACUCAUUUAAAGUAUUUUAUUCUUAAAGAAGUAUCUGAGCUCUUUGCACUACCUGAUGUCAGUAGUGCCUUUAUUUCAGGCUUGAUAAUACUUGGGUGUGAUUAUAAUCAUGAAACAGGUAAGGGGGGGGGAAGCCCCAAACUGCUGUGGGGACAUUUUAUAAUCUAUAUGCUGCACCUACUCACUCUACUGUGGUGUUUUGUUCAUUGGUUUUGCAUAAUUUCAGCUUCUAUAUAUUAUAUGUAUAUAUUUUUUAAAAAUCUAUAUUUUGGGAAAAAAUUUCUUUUCAGAUUUUUACCUUUAUGAAAAAGAAAACACAUCAAGACAUGAUGGACUAGGCCAGAAUAUAACAUCACGUGGCUUUGCAACUAUUUUUUCUGUUUUCAUUUUGUUUUCUUUAGCAGAUAAAAAUAACUGGGAGAAUUUUCUCCAGAUUUAUUUCUUCAGCAGAUAUCCCCAGCAGUCAAUUAACUAGAUAAUAAGCCACUAUAAAACACCUAAAUUAACCAAUCUACAACCUUUACAAGUUUUUUUACUGUUUUUAGAUGAAUGUACGAUGAGAAAUUCAACAUUAAUAAUUUUGGAUUUUCUUAUCACAAAAAAUAAAAUGAAGGACCUCAACCAUCAGAAGUUUAUCAACAAGUUUGAGUCUAUUUAUCUUCAUUUGAAUGUCUUCUAGAAUAUGUAAAAAGUAAUAAAUGUAUCUUCCAUGCUACAUGUAUAAUAAGAACUUCUAUAAUUGUAUAUAUGCCUUUGAUGUAUUUUUCCCCUCAAGAUUAUCAAAUGUGUGUCUGACGAGUGAAAAAUCUGUAAUGAGUUGAAAUUUUUAGUUAUAAACAUAUUAAAAUAGGAAGUGUUUCACAAACAGAAUGUAAAGCAGUAUUAAAAUUUGAGCAAACAAGUGUUCUGUAUCUACUUUAAUAAAUGGUUCUUUUUUGCCAGUGGUAGUAAACUGAUGAUAUUCUCAGG